ACAUUAUAUCAUUGUAUACUGAGCACAUUCCUGUCAUGAAGUCUGAAGUGGGAGCCUCUCAGUGCAGACAUCAGAGUCUUAUUGAGGAUGCUCGAAAAGAUAAUGAGGUGUCUGGACUGAUUGCACCGGAGUGCCUGGCUAUAACUAGUGGUGAUCCUAAUGAAGGCAGCAACAUCCUCAAUAUUAUUUUUACUAUCAAGAACCCCAGCAGCUCUCCACUUCCCACCAUCCUCAAGGUGUUAGAGAAACACGAGGCUCUCAUCUAUCACAUAGAGACCAGACCUGUUGGGAGGUUUAAGAAGAAAGUAGAAGAUCUGGAGUGUUUUGUGAAAUGCGCCAUUCACAACUCUUCUAUCAACAUUCUAAUAACGUCCUUAAAGCGAGUGACAUGUGAAGUGAAAGUAGCCAGAAAUAAAACGUUGCCUUCAUUUCCAAGAAGAGUCCAGGACCUAAACAAGAGCCAGAACCUAAUGGUUACAUUUGAACCAAAUUUUGAUCGAGAUCAUCCUGGAUACGGGGACCAGGAGUACAAGAAACGAAGAGUAUAUUUUGCAGAGCUGGCUUAUAUGUAUAGAGAUGGAGAUGCUUUGCCAAGAGUUGAAUACACAGCUGAAGAAACCGCCACUUGGAGUCAAGUCUACAAAUCUCUCAGCAGCCUCUACCCAAGUUAUGCUUGCAAGCAAUACUUAGAAGCUUUUCAACAGCUGGAAAAAUACUGUGGAUUUACAGAAAAUUCUAUACCUCAGCUUCAGGACGUGUCCGAUUUUUUAAAAGAAAAAACAGGGUUUAAACUGAGACCUGCCAUCAGUUUGCUCUCUGCUCGAGAUUUCCUGGCAUGUCUAGCUUUCCGAGUAUUUCCAAGUACCCAAUACCUGAGACAUCCCUCAGCUGCCAUGCAUUCACCAGAACCUGACUGCUGCCACGAGCUCCUGGGCCACAUCCCGAUGCUCGCUGAUAAAGAAUUUGCCCAGUUCUCACAGGAUAUUGGCCUUGCAUCACUAGGAGCAUCUGAUAAAGAUAUUGAAAAAUUGUCUACUCUGUAUUGGUUCACCAUUGAAUUUGGACUCUGCAAGCAGAAUGGUUCUGUCAAAGCCUAUGGAGCCGGCCUGCUAUCAUCUUAUGGGGAGCUUGUGUAUGCAUUAUCAAAUAAGCCUGAGCUUAAGCCCUUCGACCCAGAAGUUACUGCAGUCCAACCAUAUGAGGACAAUUCCUUUCAGCCUGUAUAUUUUGUUUCAGAAAGCUUGGAAGACUCCAAAGACAAACUACGGCAAUAUGCUGUGAAGAUGAAGAAGCCAUUUUAUCUGCGUUAUGAUCCAUUAACUUGCAGCAUUGAAGUGCUAGACUCUUUCCAGAAAGUCAGGACUGCGCUCGGUCAGAUAAAAGAUGAACUGCAGAGUCUGUGUUCGGCACUGGACAAAAUGAGCUAGUACUAAAUAAUAUAUAAACCAGGGGUAGGACAGUACAUUGCCAGGCCACAUAGCAAAAUUUAGGA
Messenger RNA from Pseudophryne corroboree (corroboree frog), 1492 nucleotides. Its product is annotated as tyrosine 3-monooxygenase-like. Lineage: Eukaryota; Metazoa; Chordata; Amphibia; Anura; Myobatrachidae. Gene Ontology annotation, biological process: dopamine biosynthetic process from tyrosine. Gene Ontology annotation, cellular component: cytoplasm; axon; perikaryon. Gene Ontology annotation, molecular function: iron ion binding; tyrosine 3-monooxygenase activity. Bases 36 to 1427 code for a protein of 463 amino acids. The transcript has 12 exons. The record is from RefSeq and is a predicted model, not a curated record.